AUGGCGUUCCUCAUCCCCCCUUCAACUUUAGAAAAUCAAGCUUCGAGUGCUCUCCACUCACCACCCCUGCAGAACGCCAUGACGCCUGGUGAUGUAGGAAUUUUCAAAUCAACUCUCCUCCCUUCAUUUGGACUUUAUACGUCACUUUCACUGGGAACAUAUCUCGCAGCUGAAGCAACCAACCGCGUCGAGUUGAAGGAUUGGCUUUGGCCAUCCUCUCAGGUCCUCAAUGCCUGGUGGACCGCAGUCGGAAGUCCUAUGUAUACGCAUAAUCUUUCAUUUGAUACUGUUUGGAAUGCUAUUCCAUGGACGGAAAAGGUUAUUCUGGGCUGUGUUACAAUCUGGGGAACCAGGCUUUUUGCACGGAUCGCGUCGCGAUCUCUCAGUCGCAGUGGUGACGAUUCGCGGUACGAAACUGCUAAGACCGAACCCGGAUUUUGGAAAAGUGCUUUUGUGAAGAUCUUUCUACCCGAGGCUCUUGUUUUGGGCAUCAUUUCCUUGCCAUUUACCAUUCCAUUCACUAUAGGAGACACCACUCUUCCGGUUAGUGAGGACGGGCUGAGCAUCAUUCGCGCACUUGGAGUCGGCCUUUUUGGUGUUGGAUUCGGGAUGGAGGUGAUGGCGGAUACGCAACUCGAGCUGCAUCGUCGAGAGCGAACGGAUUUGUGUCGACACGGUGUUUGGAGUUUGGUGCGGCAUCCGAACUAUUUGGGUGAUACAUUAGUUCAUUUUUCUUUUACCCUGCUGAACAUGGCUGGGUUCUGGAACCCAAUUGUGCUUCUUGGACCUAUCACGAAUUACCUGUUCCUUCGAUUAGUCGGCGGUGACAAGCAGACCGAGGCCAGCCAGUUGGAGCGUUACAAGUCUCAAGACUCUUCCAAGUACGAUCAGCUUAGACAAUGGCAGAAAGAGAACAACAGCUUUUGGCCCGCGAUCCGCCAACUUGCGAACCCAUGGGCAUUGGCUGUUGUUGGUUGCGGCUUCAUCAGUGUUGUGAUUGAGGAAGGGCUACGGGUUACUCUUGACCCGCAAUGGUGA
This is a messenger RNA of Penicillium brevicompactum, 1038 nucleotides long. RefSeq names its product DUF1295 domain protein. The coding region runs from base 1 to 1038 and encodes 345 amino acids. The transcript is spliced from 2 exons. NCBI's taxonomy places the organism in Eukaryota, Fungi, Ascomycota, Eurotiomycetes, Eurotiales, Aspergillaceae. Gene Ontology annotation, molecular function: oxidoreductase activity, acting on the CH-CH group of donors. Gene Ontology annotation, cellular component: membrane. Gene Ontology annotation, biological process: lipid metabolic process. The record is from RefSeq and is a predicted model, not a curated record.